GUUAAAAUUGCACCAAUUGAACGUAAAAAUGAAGAUAUUAAUAAAAAAAGAGCAAGAUUAGUUUAUCAAAGUAGAAAAAGAGGUAUCUUAGAAACUGAUUUAUUAUUAUCAAAAUUUGCUAAAUUACAUUUAACUACAUUCAAUAUGGAGGAAUUAGAUGAAUAUGAUAAAUUGUUAGAUGAAUUAGAUUGGGAUAUCUAUUAUUGGGCUACAAAGAAUUAUGAUAUUACACCAUUACCUGAGAAAUGGAAAGAUAGUAAGAUUUUAAAGAUGUUACAAGAGUUGAGUGAGAAUAAAGAGAAGGAAGUUUUGAGAAUGCCAAAUUUA
Molecule: messenger RNA, 327 nt
Organism: Hansenula anomala
Lineage: Eukaryota; Fungi; Ascomycota; Saccharomycetes; Phaffomycetales; Wickerhamomycetaceae
Gene: SDH5
Product: succinate dehydrogenase assembly factor SDH5
Exons: 1
Biological process (GO): protein-FAD linkage; mitochondrial respiratory chain complex II assembly; tricarboxylic acid cycle
Cellular component (GO): mitochondrion
Source: RefSeq, a predicted model, not a curated record